AUGUCGGACGGUUACUCUUCGACUCCAAGUCAAAGGAAGCCUUCUGCACAACGUAUUGCAGAGGCAUCUUAUAAGCGAACUCUUACCCGGCUCGACAAGAUACAGCAACACAUUGCCGAUACACCUAGAGCCAACAAGUUGAAGGGUAAAGUAGCCAUUAUUACAGGUGUUGGAUCUUUAAAGGGGAUUGGUCGUGCUGCUGCUUUAUUGUUUGCUCAUCAAGGAGCAAGACACCUAUACCUUAUUGAUUACGUUGAAGAUAACCUACCGAAUUUGAAAGAAACUAUCGAGUCCAAGUACUCAGACGUAAAGGUGACGACGAUCCAAGCCGAUGCUGCUGAUGACAAAGCGAUCUCCAGUCUCUGUGCGAGAGCUAUCCUUGAGGAAGGUCGAUUAGAUGUAUUCUUCGCUAACGCAGGAAUAGCUACGGGUACCCACAUAUGGGAUACAGAUGCUGCGACGUUCGAAAAUACAAUGAGGGUUAACGCUUUAUCAGCAUUCCUUGCGCUAAAAUAUGGUUCGGCGGCGAUGAAGAAACUUAGUGACGAUAAAUCAGAUAGUUGGGGGAGUAUCAUCAUGACUGCUUCGGUUGCUGGACUUCGUGCUGGUGCAGGCUCAGCAGAUUAUAGUUCUAGCAAAGCAGCUGUCAUAUCUCUGGCUCAACUAGGCGCAUCCCAACUUCCCGAUACCAACAUUCGCGUCAAUGCCUUAUGUCCCGGUUUGAUCGAGACGGGGAUGACGACGAGUACAUUUGAUUAUGCUCGUGCCAAGGGGGUUGCUGGGAAGAUUGGGCAGUUGAAUCCUCAACGUCGAUUUGGCAUGUCUGAAGGUAUUGCUCAAGUUGCGCUCUUCCUGGCUAGCGACGAUUCGAGCUAUAUCAAUGGACAAGCAAUUGCCGUCGAUGGAGGGCUCAGCGCGUCCCACCCAGUGGCGUUAGGAAAGAUGUGGUGA
Molecule: messenger RNA, 951 nt
Organism: Cantharellus anzutake
Lineage: Eukaryota; Fungi; Basidiomycota; Agaricomycetes; Cantharellales; Hydnaceae
Exons: 12
Coding region: 1-951 (316 amino acids)
Molecular function (GO): oxidoreductase activity
Source: RefSeq, a predicted model, not a curated record